AUGCGAUUUUCUAUGGAUUCGAUUCUGGCUGCAGCUGAGGCGAAGACAAGGAAAAGAUCGGCUGAAAAUGAUGAUGAUCGUGCACCAGAAUCGGCUAAGAAAUCCUGUUCGGAUAGGGCCCAUAUCUCCCCUGUGAGCCGUGGAGAAAGGGCCACUACCGAGGUGUCGGUGGCACAUUCGGACAGAAGAGAAUUUUCCUCAAGAUGUUCGGUCGAGAGUCCUGAACCAUCUACCAGCUCUAGCCCAGAAGAUCUUAGCUGCCGAGUGAGGAAGUGUAGCCCAGAAAGUUCUGAACACCCUUUAUCUGAGAGGAAUGAGGGCUGUUCCAAGGACGACGAACCAACAUCCACUUCCGAAGAUGUAGAAGAGAACCACCAUCGAGAGCUGGAACCAGUCAGUCCUUCCGGAAUGUCAUCACAUCGUUCGAAAUCUGGUGCUACAAAACCGGCCUAUUCCUAUAUUGCACUUAUCGCUAUGGCAAUUCUCAACGCUGAAGAUAAAAAGCUCACAUUGUCGCAAAUCUGCGAUUUCAUCAUGUCCAGGUUUCAAUACUACAGAGACAAAUUUCCCGCAUGGCAAAACUCAAUACGUCACAAUCUGAGCCUCAAUGAUUGUUUCGUGAAAAUCCCCCGUGAACCCGGAAACCCGGGCAAGGGCAACUACUGGUCCCUAGACCCCAAAGCUCAGGACAUGUUCGACAAUGGUUCAUUCCUCCGAAGACGAAAAAGGUUCAAACGACAACCCGAGCAGAACGACAUGGCACUCACGUAUCCACCAUUUCUUCCCCAAUUGGGACCAUUGCCUCCACGGCUACCCCUUCCAAUGCCCCCAAUCAUCUCCCCACUUCCCUCAACUGUGGCCCCGAUGCCUCCGGCCAUGGCUCAUCCCCCGAUGCCCCUUUUGCCAACAAUGAUUCCCGCACCCCGAAUGCCCUAUUUCUACCCGGGUUUGGCCCCGAAUAUCGAUCAUCAGAAGCUUUUGGCAGCGAUGGCAGCUCAGAUUCCACCUACCUCGUCGCCUUCGGAUUGUGUGGACACGCUGCACAAGGUUGAUUGA
Molecule: messenger RNA, 1056 nt
Organism: Cylicocyclus nassatus
Lineage: Eukaryota; Metazoa; Nematoda; Chromadorea; Rhabditida; Strongylidae
Source: the annotation of a GenBank genome assembly